Brachypodium distachyon (stiff brome) is the source of this 2347-nucleotide messenger RNA. RefSeq names its product silicon efflux transporter LSI2. The record is from RefSeq and is a predicted model, not a curated record. Gene Ontology annotation, biological process: transmembrane transport. The coding region runs from base 274 to 1983 and encodes 569 amino acids. Gene Ontology annotation, cellular component: membrane. NCBI's taxonomy places the organism in Eukaryota, Viridiplantae, Streptophyta, Magnoliopsida, Poales, Poaceae. The transcript has 4 exons.
UCACUCCCAUUCCAUAUCCGUCAGCAGCCAACAAGAACUCCACGUUGGUAACCCCAUCAUAAUUAAGCUCAAUCCUUUUUUCUCUUCUAGCUUCGAGCUAAGCGCAUGGAGCUGGAGAUCUUUGGCUAGCUUGAUCUUCGCGCUGCGGCGAGAGUAUCGGCAGGAGUAGGCAGGCACGUACGCGUGCUUCGAUCGCUCUGGUCUGGUGUCGUUGGCAACGAUCUUGAUCGAUCGAUUAGCUAGCUCCUCGUUCUUCAGUUGCGGAUCGAGAGGAUGGUGCUGGCGAGCACGCCCAAGGUGGUGCUGGGAUGCGUGGCCUUCUCCAUCUUCUGGGUCCUGGCCGUCUUCCCAUCGGUACCCUUCCUGCCGGUGGGGCGUACAGCCGGGUCGCUGCUAGGCGCCAUGCUGAUGGUCCUCUUCCGCGUGAUGACCCCGGAGGAAGCCUACGCGGCCAUCGACCUCCCCAUCCUGGGCCUCCUCUUCGGCACCAUGGUGGUGAGCAUCUUCCUGGAGCGCGCCGACAUGUUCCAGUACCUGGGCAGCAUGCUCUCCUGGAAGAGCCGUGGCAGCAAGGACCUCCUGUUCCGAGUCUGCCUCGUGUCCGCCGUGGCCAGCGCGCUCUUCACCAACGACACCACCUGCGUCGUGCUCACGGAGUUCAUCCUCAAGGUGGCCCGGCAGAACAACCUGCCGCCGCAGCCCUUCCUCCUGGCGCUGGCCUCCAGCUCCAACAUCGGCUCCUCCGCCACCCCAAUCGGGAACCCGCAGAACCUCGUCAUCGCCGUCGAGAGCGGCAUCUCCUUCGGCGCCUUCCUCUUCGGCAUCUUCCCGGCCAUGAUCCUCGGCGUCAUCACCAACACCUGCAUCCUGCUCUGCUACUUCUGGAAGUACCUCUCCGUCGACAAGGAGAAAGACCAGGAGGCCCCUGCCGCGGCAGCAGCCGGGGCAGAGGUGGUCACCGUUGAUGACGAGGUCACGGCCUCGCACCGCUUCACGCCGGCCAGAAUGUCGCACGCCUCGUCCUUCAACGCCGACGUUGGAGACUGCAUCGGAGAGCCGAUGCGGAGGAGCGACAGCAUGAGCAGGGCCGGCAAUGGCGACGCCAUGGCCAUGGCCAUGCGCAGCAGGAGCUAUAACUCGUCCGAGGGCGACAUCCAGGUGGCCAUCAGGUCGCUGCGCGCGUCCAGCUUGUCGCAGGAGAUGGUGGAGGUGUCCACGGUCUGCGACGGACGGCGCGACGAAGGGCCCCGAAAGAUCACCAGGACGACGAGCCACCAGAGGAGCGUCAUCAUCGAGGACGCGCCAGAGCUGGAGCUCGCCGACAGCGACAAGGAGAAGCCGGAAGAGGCGGCCAGGCAGCAGAAGAGCUGGAAGGUGCUCGUGUGGAAGGCGGCCGUCUACCUCACCACGCUCGGGAUGCUAAUCUCCCUCCUCAUGGGGCUCAACAUGUCCUGGACUGCCAUCACCGCCGCUCUCGUGCUCCUCGCGCUUGAUUUCACCGACGCGCAAGCUUGCCUCGAGAAGGUAUCCUACUCGUUGCUCAUCUUCUUCUGCGGGAUGUUCAUAACGGUGGAUGGCUUCAACAGAACUGGCAUCCCAAACGCGCUCUGGGAGCUGGUGGAACCGCACGCGAGGAUCGAUAGCGCCAAAGGAAUUGCCCUUCUUGCAGUUGUGAUUCUUGUUCUUUCAAAUGUUGCCUCCAAUGUUCCAACAGUGCUACUUCUGGGCACAAGAGUGGCAGCAUCAGCUGGUGCAAUCUCUCCUGCUUCAGAGAAGAAAGCUUGGCUCAUCCUGGCCUGGGUCAGCACGGUGGCUGGCAACCUCACGCUGCUGGGAUCGGCGGCGAACCUGAUCGUCUGCGAGCAGGCGCGGCGGGCGCAGUUCCACGGGUACAACCUCACCUUCUGGAGCCACCUCCGCUUUGGCGUGCCGUCGACGAUCAUCGUCACCGCCAUCGGCCUGCUCAUCGUCGUUAGCUACUGAACGGAAUCUGGAGGAAGUACUCCUGUCCGACGUAGCAGUAUAGCAGUGUGCUUCCUCCACAAGGAAGGAAGCGACUGUGCAACUGGGGAAUUUACCCUGGGAAGGGAGAUGAUAUUUGUAACUUUGUGUUUCGUUGUAAUUUUGUCUUUUAUACGUUCAUGUAAUCUUUGCGCCAACAAGGAGUCGUGAGGCGUCCUCGCCCAUCUGCUAAAGCAAAUAAUGGGCAUGUAUGUAAGAUCACCCGGUCCACGAAAGUAGUCGGCGUUCGUCCAUGUUCUAAGAUGGUAAUGUUAUUUCAACACUAUAUAUGGUGUUUGCAGAUGCCAAAACAAAGUCGUUAAGACAGAUGAUUUGGAAACAAAAA